AUGUACCUUGAGAAGGCCAACCAAUUGGAGGAAGAAAGCUUGACUGAAUUUUUAGUCAAGUGGAAGGCGGCAGUCGGGGAGGUCGAGCCGAUGGACGACCUGACGGCCAUUCAUAUGCUGCACAUCUCUUUGCAAGCUGGUUAUUUGUACCAGGAUUUUAUACUCCACCCUCCAACCACUUAUGAGGUAGCCCUCCAUAGAGUGACGGAUUAUGCCAAUGCUGGUGAGGCAAAUGCCGUCAAGAGGUCACAAGAGGUCGGGACAUCAUCCCGGAAGCCUUCCAGUCGGGCGGAUCAUCGGUCGGAAGAUCAUUCCCGACCCCGUACCCGACCAGGAGAGUUCACGGCGUUAAACCGAUCAGCGGCGGAGGCCAUGCAAUACGCUCAGUCUUGCAACCUUAUCUGUUUACCUCAACCGGGACCAGAUGGGCCGGAUAAGACGAAACAUUGUGCCUACCAUCGAUGUGCAGGACACGACACGGGGGAGUGCACACAUUUAAAACAACUGUUGGAAGAUGUGCUUAACUUGGGAAAGCUAGACAAAUGUGUGGGGAAAAGAGAAGAGAACAAAAGAGUGGGCGAGAGAAAAGAUCAAAGGCGAUCUCAUCAUCGCUCCGAUCGCAGAGAUCAAGAUCGGCGGGAUCCCGAUCCUCCAUCUAGUAGCCGACCGGCGUCCAAACCGACCAUCCACGUCAUAUUCGGAGGUUUGGAAGAUGCUUCCUGA
Molecule: messenger RNA, 723 nt
Organism: Ipomoea nil (Japanese morning glory)
Lineage: Eukaryota; Viridiplantae; Streptophyta; Magnoliopsida; Solanales; Convolvulaceae
Exons: 1
Coding region: 1-723 (240 amino acids)
Source: RefSeq, a predicted model, not a curated record